AUGGCCUCAAGUUCGAAAAAAACCACCUCUAACGACAACUGUUGCAGCAGCAGCACCGUUAAUGGUGGUGCUGGUGGUUCUUCAGGUUUGGAAUCAUUACAAGUACAGAAAAAUAAGAUUGUUACAUCAACCACUAAUCCUUCUUCCAAAGGUAUUCAGAAUAUGUUGAGGGCACAAAGCUGUCACCCAUUGGACCCUUUAUCAGCUGCAGAAAUCGCAGUUGCUGUCGGGACGGUCAGAGCUGCAGGAGCCACUCCAGAGGAAAGGGAUAGUAUGCGGUUUAUCGAAGUGGUAUUGGUGGAACCAGAUAAAAGCAUCAUAGCACUAGCAGAUGCAUAUUUCUUCCCACCUUUCCAGCCAUCACUACUUCCAAAAUCAAAAGGUGGCGCGUUCGUUCCCAGCAAACUUCCCGCAAGACGGGCUAGACUCGUAGUAUACAACAAACGAUCAAACGAGACCAGUAUUUGGAUUAUUGAACUGACUCAAGUACACGCUGCGACUCGUGGUGGUCCAAAUAGGGGAAAGGUUAUUUCUUCGCAAGUUAUACCCGACGUUCAACCUCCCAUGGAUGCUGUGGAAUAUGCUGAGUGUGAAGCUGUUGUGAAAGAUUUCCCUCCAUUCCAGGAGGCAAUGAGAAAGAGGGGAAUUCUGGAUAUGGAUCUUGUCAUGGUUGACCCUUGGUGUGUAGGGUACUACAGUGAUAAAGAUGCGCCUAGUCGCAGGCUUGCUAAACCGCUCAUAUUUUGUAGGACGGAGAGUGACUGCCCUAUGGAGAACGGGUACGCACGUCCAGUGGAAGGCAUCUAUGUUCUGGUCGAUAUGCAAAAUAUGGUGGUUAUUGAAUUCGAGGACCGUAAACUUGUUCCGCUUCCUCCGGUUGAUCCGUUGAGAAACUAUACUUCCGGCCAAACAAGAGGAGGUGUCGACCGUAGUGAUGUGAAGCCCCUGCAGAUUAUUCAGCCAGAAGGACCUAGCUUCCGUGUUAACGGACAGUUUGUAGAAUGGCAGAAGUGGAACUUUCGGGUUGGUUUCACUCCAAAAGAGGGUCUGGUCAUAUAUUCUGUUGCAUAUACUGACGGUAGUGGGGGACGGAGACCCAUAGCUCACAGGCUGAGUUUUGUUGAGAUGGUGGUACCGUACGGUGAUCCGAACGAGCCACAUUACAGGAAAAAUGCAUUUGAUGCUGGAGAAGAUGGCCUGGGGAAGAAUGCACAUUCUCUGAAAAAGGGGUGUGAUUGUUUGGGCUUCAUCAAGUAUUUCGAUGCCCAUUUUACAAACUUCACCGGAGGAGUAGAGACGAUUGAAAAUUGUGUAUGCAUGCAUGAGGAGGACCAUGGUAUACUAUGGAAGCAUCAAGAUUGGAGGUCUGGCUUAGCAGAAGUUAGAAGGUCUAGAAGGCUGACGGUAUCCUUUUUCUGCACCGUGGCUAAUUACGAGUACGGAUUCUUUUGGCAUUUCUAUCAGGAUGGAAAAAUAGAAGCUGAGGUUAAGCUAACUGGAAUUCUCAGCUUAGGAGCAUUACAACCCGGUGAAUCAAGGAAAUACGGCACGACUAUCGCUCCAGGAUUAUAUGCACCAGUACAUCAACAUUUCUUUGUUUCUCGUAUGGACAUGGCUGUGGACUGUAAGCCUGGGGAAGCGCUCAAUCAGGUAGUUGAGGUGGAUGUGAAAGUCGAAGAACCUGGCAAGAACAACAUCCAUAACAACGCUUUCUACGCAGAAGAAAGAGUGCUCAAGUCUGAGAUGGAAGCCAUGCGUAACUGCAAUCCUUUAUCAGCUCGCCACUGGAUUGUCAAGAAUACAAGAAAUGCCAACCGUACAGGGCAGCUAACAGGUUACAAGCUAAUGCCUGGUUCAAACUGUGCGCCUUUGGCAGGCCCGGAGGCAAAAUUCAUGAGAAGAGCUGCAUUCCUCAAACACAAUCUCUGGGUUACAAAAUAUGCACCUGAUGAGAUGUACCCAGGAGGGGAGUUUCCUAACCAAAACCCACGGGACAAUGAAGGUUUAACUACAUGGGUGGAGCAAAAUCGGUCCCUCGAAGAAACAGAUAUAGUUCUUUGGUAUGUUUUCGGAAUCACUCACAUUCCUCGACUGGAAGAUUGGCCUGUGAUGCCGGUUGAACAUAUUGGCUUUACACUUGCACCACAUGGUUUCUUCAAUUGCUCUCCAGCUGUGGAUGUCCCACCAAGCACAAGUGAAUUAGACGUCGGAGCUGCCGCCGCCAAGCCUAUUACGAACGGACUCCGGUCAAAGCUUUAG
This is a messenger RNA of Papaver somniferum (opium poppy), 2259 nucleotides long. RefSeq names its product copper methylamine oxidase-like. The record is from RefSeq and is a predicted model, not a curated record. NCBI's taxonomy places the organism in Eukaryota, Viridiplantae, Streptophyta, Magnoliopsida, Ranunculales, Papaveraceae. The transcript has 4 exons. Gene Ontology annotation, molecular function: copper ion binding; quinone binding; primary methylamine oxidase activity. The coding region runs from base 1 to 2259 and encodes 752 amino acids. Gene Ontology annotation, biological process: amine metabolic process.